CGCAGAGAGUGGCCGUGGUGACGGACGCUGACGGCAACCCCGUCACCGACGAGUCGGGCCGACCCGUGACCCAGGUCGUGACCCCUGCCCCCGCGGUGACCCCCCGGCCCGACCUCCCCACCCCCGAGCCCGGCCUCACCCCCAGCCCGGACCUGGCCGCCCUGCUGAAGAGACUGGACGAUCUGGAGAAGAAACUGACCACACAGGCGGAGGACCUACAGAAAGAACUUCAGGAGGAGGUGGAGAAUCGGCAGAAGCUGGAGGACAAGCUGACUGAGCAGAAGGGCGAGCUGGGCCGUCUGACGGAGGAGAACAUCCAGCUCCGGGGGGUGGUCUCCAACCAGUCUGCGGAGAUCUCACGACUCCAGCUCAAACAGAACAAGAUAGACACCAAGGACGGGCCCGAAGUGAUGCCGACCUGUGCGGACUGGAAGAGAGCCGGGUUUAAGAGAAGCGGGAACUACACCCUGGACCCGGACAGCCCGACCUGCGGGGUGGAGCCGUUCGAGAUCUACUGCGACAUGCAGGACUGCACAACAGGUGUGACCGUUAUCCACCAUGACAGCGAGGACAGGACGUUGGUCCAGGGUUGCGAAGAACCCGGAUGUUUCUCGCAGCAGAUAAACUACGAGAUUUCCAUGGCGCAGAUUCGGGCUCUCAUGGCGCGGUCCAGCAGCUGCGAACAGUACAUACGGUACGAGUGUUACGGCUCCGUGCUGUUGCAUGACGGUCAGAACGAGCCGUUCGGCUGGUGGGUGUCACGUGACGGCCAGAAGAUGACGUACUGGGGAGGGGCCGAGCCGGGCAGCAACAAGUGCGCAUGCGGAGAACAAGGUAACUGUGCGGGCGGGCAGAAGUCGUGUAACUGCGACAAGAACGACCUUGUCUGGCGGUCCGACGAGGGCAUGAUCCGCGACAUCGAGGCGCUGCCCGUCACGAGGCUGCACUUCGGAGACACCGGCGACUACGGCGGCGGCUCCACGGAGAAGGGCUACUUCACGUUAGGGCCGCUACGGUGCAGAGCUUAAGGUAGUUGUGUGAGCCGGCGGUCAGGUGUCCAGCCUGCCCGCUGUGACGUCAUAAUCAGACAACCCUGUACAGCAGCUCAUCUUCCCGCCAAAAAAAUCCUCCCGCCAAAAAAGUCGUCCCAUCCUGUCGUCUGUUCCUGUGUCUCCCACCUUCCCCCACCUUCCUGCAGAGUCCGUCUGGAGUCAUCCUGAGAUUGGAACCACGUUUGGACGUGAUCACGUUAGGCCAGGUUGAUGUGAUUAUGUGGAUGACAUCCUCUGGGUACCCCAAAACUGAUGCGCGCGUGCGAAUAAAAAAAAGUUUGGCCAAAACAAAAAAAAAGUUGCUUUCGUUAUGACAUCUACGUGGUCAUGAAGGUUGGUACGGCGAGUAAUCUACCCUUCAAAAUCAUUUCUUUACAGUUUCGUCUUUUCGUUUGAUUUUGCCAUUCUACGACAUUGGUAUCGUUUUUCAAUGUUUAUUUUUAUUUCAA
This is a messenger RNA of Branchiostoma belcheri (Belcher's lancelet), 1501 nucleotides long. Its product is annotated as neurexin-4-like. The record is from RefSeq and is a predicted model, not a curated record. The transcript is spliced from 7 exons. The coding region runs from base 411 to 1028 and encodes 205 amino acids. Lineage: Eukaryota; Metazoa; Chordata; Leptocardii; Amphioxiformes; Branchiostomatidae.